Messenger RNA from Soboliphyme baturini, 993 nucleotides. Lineage: Eukaryota; Metazoa; Nematoda; Enoplea; Dioctophymatida; Soboliphymatidae. The record is from the annotation of a GenBank genome assembly.
AUGGGUCUCGUGUCUGCAGAGAGCGACGCAAAAGUUUCGGUGGAACCAGCUGACGUUGCAGUUGCGGACCAAAGGACUUGCCUGGAUUGCAAAGAUGGUAAGGAUGACAACGACGAGACUCCCGUUCUUGGCGCUCACGGUUAUGCCAUCGAAGAAGCCGCCAAGGCGGUAGCAGGUCAGCUUUAUGCGAUGACCAACAAACUGAUUAGUUCGAUGGAGCAGGGUCUGGAGUUAAAAAACGUGCUUAUCAAUAAAACGAUUCUGGGCUCUUUCGAGUUAGAACAGGAGAAUUUCCGUCGCGAGCGCGAGUUGCAUUACUCGCAUGCCAGUGCAGACUCCGUCGCUCCAUGGGAAGAUUGCUGCAGUGCAACCGACGCCCGUAAGCAGAUCUUGUCUCUUUCGUUUGAUCCCAGCAACUUCCUGCGCGACCCACCGGACGGUAGCGGUUUCACGUUCGACUAUAACAGCUACAGCGGCAGAGCCAGGGGCGCUCUGGAACAGGACCCAACACUGCGCAAAAUGCGCUUCGAACUCGUGCCAAAGAGGUUAUCCGAAGAAAAGUUUUGGCGAAACUAUUUCUAUCGCGUGUCACUGAUUAAGAAGAACGUCGAUAACAAAGUAAAGGAGUUGGCGAACAGAAAGGAUGCUGAAACUGAAUCGAACACCACCGCCGGGCAAGCAUACCCGUCUACUUCCCAUAUCACAGCGAACCAAGAGGUUCGUUUGUCUUCUGAACCGACGGCACAAGCACCCGCACAAAAGACAUGCAAGCCUGAACAAGAUGUGGAUGAGGCUGAUGGAGAAGUGUCCGACGAAAAGAUCGCUGAAAUUGAGCGCGAAGUGCUGGCUAACUUUAACGAAUUCGAACUUGUCGAACACCAGAACGAUUCGGUAGAAGAAACCGACUGGGACCGCGUAAUCACCGAAGUGCUUGUCGAUAGGCCGUCACCGGCAUUGUCUGAAGACAAGGACGACGUUGCGGUGGCUGACUAA